Sinocyclocheilus anshuiensis is the source of this 3830-nucleotide messenger RNA. Its product is annotated as MKL/myocardin-like protein 2. Gene Ontology annotation, cellular component: nucleus. Bases 21 to 3083 code for a protein of 1020 amino acids. Gene Ontology annotation, molecular function: transcription coactivator activity. The transcript has 14 exons. The record is from RefSeq and is a predicted model, not a curated record. Gene Ontology annotation, biological process: smooth muscle cell differentiation; positive regulation of transcription by RNA polymerase II. Lineage: Eukaryota; Metazoa; Chordata; Actinopteri; Cypriniformes; Cyprinidae.
UGACUCCUCACUGAGGAGACAUGGAGGUCCAGGGGGAUGCUGGGAUUGGGGGUUUGUUGGCGCCCAGCCCACAGAGUGAGGCUGUAACCCAUGAGAUGGGUGAACUGUCCCUGCACCCCAGCCAGAGGCUGCCCCCUCUCAACGAGCGCAAAAAUGUUCUCCAGCUGAGGCUACAGCAGAGACGCACCCGCGAGCAGCUCGUUGAUCAGGGCAUCAUGCCACCCCUGAAGAGCCCUGCAGCGUUCCAUGAACAAAUCCGCAGCCUUGAGAGAGCCAGGACCGAAAAUUUCCUAAAGCACAAAAUACGCAGCCGCCCAGAAAGGGCCGAGUUGGUCCGCAUGCACAUCUUACAAGAGACGGUGGCGGUGCCUUCUCUGCAGGCCACUCAGCUGAGAUUGAAGAGAGCUCGAUUGGCUGAUGACCUAAAUGAGAAGAUCGCUCAACGCCCCGGCCCCAUGGAGCUGGUGGAGAAGAACAUCCUGCCUGUGGACUCCAGCGUCAAGGAGGCCAUCAUUGAUGGUCAGAUGCAGUACCCUAGAACUCUAGAGGAACUGGCAGAUGAGGACAGUGGAGAUGCGUUUUCACCCGAGCAGCCAGCUAGUCAGGAGUCCCAGGGUUCUGCAGCCUCACCAGGGGAGGUGCGGGCCAUUGAAGAGUCCUCACCAUUGCCUAAUAACCUGUUACAGGUAGUCCUGCCACCUCCUUUUCACUUCAGGGACAAAACACUAAGAGCUCAUGUUGCCAAAAAAACAGAAUUUAGUCAUUCAAGUUUUUCACAGCACUUUCCUGCAGUGACCACCCCUUCAACAGAUUUCCUCAUGCCUUUUUCUACUAAUGAGCAAUCAGUUAGCCCUCCACCACCCAUACCACAGCUAGUCACCUUGCCCCCUGUGAAGUCUGGGCCCACCCUUGUAAAGCAAAGUCAGCCCAAGUUACCUGGGGACAAGAGCCGCAGCAAGAAGAGUAAGGAGGCCAAGCCACGUGUGAAAAAGUUAAAAUAUCAUCAAUACAUUCCACCAGACCAGAAACAAGAACCCAACCAAGCCCCAAUGGACUCCUCAUAUGCUCGUUUACUACAACAGCAGCAGCUAUUUUUGCAGCUACAGAUCCUGAGCCAACAGCAACAGCAGCACUACAACUACCAGACCAUCCUUCCUGCACCUCUCAAGCCUGUGAUAGAAGGCCAAAACAGCAGUGCCACAGUGGCUAUCAGCAGCACGAGCAGCCUUCCUGCCUCAAUUGUGGUGUCUCUGCCCACAGCAACACCUGUGCGGCCCAACAGCACCCUUUCCAACCGCAAGGCAGGCACACUACCUGCCAAUCUGGAGGAGAUGAAGGUGGCAGAGCUGAAAAUUGAGUUAAAGUUACGUGGUCUUCCAGUGUCAGGAACAAAAAUAGACCUUAUUGAACGGCUUAAGCCUUUCCAAGAAAACAAUGUCACUACUGCACCCAACAACUACACAGGACCUAGCACACAGCCCUGUAGCACACCUAUGGAGGUGUCCAGCACCACUACAACCCUAUCGCCCAUCCAACAGCCCUCUGAAUAUCUGAGCUCAACUCCACCUGUGUCUCCUGGCUCCUUAGAGCUUCACAGCAAAGAGGACGCAUCCACAGAGAGACAAGCAGAGGGCCAAAACCGCAGUUUAGUGAAGGCAGCUCCUGUUCCUGAGGAGCAGGACCGGAGACUACACGAAAAGGAGCGACAGAUCAAGGAACUGCUGCGUAAACUGGAGCAGGAGCAGAAGCUGGUGGAGGAACUGAAGAUGCAGUUAGAGGUGGAGAAAAGGAGCGGACAGGUCGUUCCACCUGCAGAAAAUAACACUUCCAGUCCAGCCACCAUGUUGGCAUCUGUCAAAACAGAAAACACUGUCCCUCCUAACUGCACACUGAGUUCACACACUACGCCAACGCUGCUGAAGCUCGAGGAGGCCCAUCCCAACCAGGUGACAGCUACUCCUCUCCAUCAGUUCAUUAUCAGCCACCAAGGACUACCACAGGUCAUGGGGCAGCCCCAGACUCUUCUAACCACUUCUCAUGGGGGCACUCAGAUCCUUCUUCCAGUGCCCCUGGAGAAUAAUACCACUACUAUCCAGCUGCCCAACACUAAUGUCAAACUACAGCCAGUUUUGCAGGCUGUCUCUCCAUCAGGGCCAGGUCUAAUUCAGACCCCCCAAAUACAAACCACCAAAGCAGAGAGUCCUACAUCACAACAGCUGCUCAGUCACAACCACAUAUUUCAGACCCUGCCUAUGGGCACCACCGAGAGGUCAGGUUUCCAGCACGGUACCAAUGAGAAUCCAGCAGGCCUGGAGAUACCUCAGUUCUUCCUCAGCAGCUCCCCAGAUAACAGGAUCUCACCUCUGACGUCCCCCGUCCCGUCAUCCCUCAUCAAUGGGCCACUAAACAAGACCUCCUUCAUCCAGCAGUCCCCAGUUUUCAUCCAGACGCCCAAGAACAGAGAGCCGCCCCGCUAUGAGGAGGCUGUCAAACAGACCCGCAGCCUACAGAAUCCCGCCGUCUCAGAGAUUCCCACAGCAACGAGUCAACAGAUGGAUGAUCUCUUUGACAUUUUAAUAGAAAGUGGAGAGAUCACUCCCUUUAGUCAACAGGACCCAUCUGUGCCUAAGAUGAUGCCCGUUACGGCCAGCAUCACCACCCUGCCCAUCAACACCGCCCUGUCCCGACCACCUGCCCAGGUGCAGAUGGCACCCCCGCCGGCGCUGAUGUUGGAACCCAUGCCCAGCCUGGCCUCCCUGGACUCUGACAACCAGUUGGAGGCUCUGCUGGAGGGCACGCUGGUGGGGGACGCAGAGCCGGAGCAGAGGACUUUGGGCCUACUGGAGGAGCUGCAAAACCAGAUACUGGAGCAGUCAAACUCCCCAAUGGACACGUCCGAGCUGGGAUUCACCGACCCACCUCCACCUUCCUCCUCCUCCCUGUCCUUUAGUCUCCAAGACACUGGCCUGGACAACAUGGAGUGGCUGGACCUCACAAUGCCUGGGCCCAUUGGCGGACUCAAUCCAUUGGGCAUCACCUCUGAAUUCCUGGACACUCAUGACCUGCAGUUGCACUGGGACUGAGAGGAAUCGCUUCAAACACGGUUAUACUUUCACUCGCACAACAAACUGUGUGUCUGUGGGGCGUACAGUAGGGGAAGAAGGGAUUGUCAGUGUGGCGGCGGUUCACGCCUGGCAGCUAUAUGUGACUAGACUCCAGCUCAGCUGUACACUUCACUUAUGCUGGUUCUAAUCACCAUCUGUUCUCUUUCACAUUAUUGCUCUUGUUUGAUCAGACACAUGAGCCUUGUGGGUAAUGCUGGCUAGGUCCUGAAUGUGCUCUCUUUGCUGUGCCAUUCUGAGAGGGAGCUGCUUUUGGGCAGAUGGAAUUCUGCUGUAUUGCUAUUUUGUUUUUUUCAUUGAUGUGCCAUUGACAUCAGAUUGGUUGCAGUGAGUCUCUAAAUAUCCUCACAGCUAAUUUUAAGGAAGGGUAAGCUGUCAGUUCCAGACGAUGUGGCAUCACAGUAGAGUUCACUUUGUUUGUGCAAAAUUGAGCCUUGAGCAAUGACGCCAUUAGUGCUCCUGUACGUAAUCAUGAGUGUCUGUGUGGAGGAUGAAAAUGUCAGAUUCAACCUAAGCCACAUUUCCCAGAAUCCCCUUUUCCACCGCUGACUGCAGCAACUGAACAGCCUGUUGUCUGCAAGAUUCGCUGGCAAAUACACUACCAUUCAAAAGUUUGGGGUCAGUAAGAUUGUUUUAAAAGAGAAAUUAAUUGAGUUGUUCAGGAAAGGUCCAUUUAAUUGAUCAAAAGACAUUUAUAAUGUUACAAAA